Molecule: messenger RNA, 4937 nt
Organism: Salpingoeca rosetta
Lineage: Eukaryota; Choanoflagellata; Craspedida; Salpingoecidae
Exons: 7
Coding region: 44-4684 (1546 amino acids)
Source: RefSeq, a predicted model, not a curated record
GGACCAACCAAGCAGCGAGAGCAAGCGACCACAUCACACGGCCAUGUACAAGACGAGGCGGCGCAGACCGCCCAGCGUCGCAAUGACCAACAUGUCAAACGAUGCCAUCCUGUCUGCCUGGCAAGACCAGCACCAGCAACAGCAGGGGCAGGAGGAGCGGGGUGGUCAGCAGAGUGACGACAUCCUCAACUUGAUGCAGCUGGAGUCUGAUGACCUCAUCCCGGAAGCGCCAGUUGAUGUGCCAGUUGAUGUGCCAGUUGACGUGCCAGUUGACGUGCCAGUUGGAGGACAGGAACAGGGCCGUGCGGACGGUGUUAAUGAGCAACCUCAAACCAACCCUGAAGACGCGAGCCAGGACGCAGACACUGAUGAAGCAUCAACACAAGAGCCCGCUUCAGCAACUCCAGCUGCAUCAGCCAAGGCAGCUGCUACAAUGCUCGCUUCCACGCUCAAGUCUGCAACACAGUCAUCCUCUUCGAAAUCAGCCACAACUGUGACGGCAACGCCCUCGCAACCUCCUCCUCCUCCUCUCCUUCCACCGGUGGAGGACAACGUGCUGAGCACCAUCAAGGACCAGGGGUUGGCGAGCAAAUUCCUGGCCAUGGACGAGUCUGCCGGGUUCUCCAGCCUGUAUGAUCAGUGCUUUGCAACUUACGAACAGGCGUACAGGACCAACGACAAGUUUGCGCAGCUGCUGGCAAGCUGCUCGCUGGCUUGGUCAUCGCGCCAUCAGGGCCUUUACCAGCAAGCGUUGGAUGUACUGCAAGGGCUUGACUUUCCAUACUCGGAGCACACGAAACCCACCUGUGUGUACGAGUACGCAGAGGUCGUGCAGUACCACGUGCUCUUCGUCCGCGUUGCGCUCGAAGCAGGAAACAUGGCAUCACGAUACGUGGUGAUAUGGGCGAUGUGCGCGAUCGUGCUGAAAGACGCAGCACACAUUCAGGACGCAAAGACCAAACUCGCGCUUGUGUUGCGGUCCAUGCAGCGCUGUCUCAAGGAGAACAGCGAAGGACAAGAGGACACGGCGUGCGCCCACACCAUGCAAAAGCACGUGCGCCGAUCCAUGGUUCUGCGUACCAUGGCGUCUCCUCUUGCACGCGCAAGGUUUGAGUGCACUGCAACCGGCCGCACAGGCCCACAGCCACCAGCACAGCAGCCGCAGCAGUGUGGAUACGCACGUGGUAUGGAUCGCCUCCGCAUGGAAUUUGCCGCCAAAUCCGCUCAGCAGCAGCGACAGCAGCAGCAACAGCAAGCACAACAGCACACGGAAGGCACAAUGCAGCAGCAGUCACCAAACGCGGCAUUACAACCGCAGAAGCACGAAGGCACUGUGCUCACUGCUGACGCGAUCAAUCCUGCUGCUCCUCAGGAGGCAAAGAACAAGAUGAACAGCAACAGCAGUGACAGCAACACUCUGCAUCCCGAGCACUAUCAGCACUAUCGCUUCUGUACCCAUUGCCAAGAGGUGGAGGGCAAGCCACUCUUCUUCCGCCUGCGUCACCAGCAGGAUGUUGCCUGGUACAUCCCAGAGCGAUGCCUGGUGAAGCCACUUGUAUCUGUGUGCGCGCGCCUCUUUGGCCGCUGUCUGCAAGAGCUCGGCCAGAGCGGCGAGGGGUAUGCCAUGCAAGUGGUUGAGCGCCUCACCGCCAAGAGCCCGCCAAAUCCAACGUUGCUGCUGUGCGGCAAGGAUGACAGCGACCUUUCGUCAGGGUGCUUGAUGUGGAGGCCAGCGAACAUGGACCACUGGAAUCACGUAUCUAUGGAGGUGGCCAUCGGAGAGACGAUGAAUCACGAUUCCAUGAUGCGUCAAGUCAGCGACUCUGUGAUGAUGCAAGGUCUGCGUCUGCGAACACCAAAGCCGCGCCAGGGGACCCCCUUCCUGUCUGCGACACGCGUUGAUUGGGAGAUGGACCCUGCCGUCAAGCGACGCAGCGCGCACCUGCACCGCCCGCUCUCCAUCAUCUCACUUGCUGCUGAGGACAGGCCCUGGUGUUCGACACCACAGGCUGGGAGUGCAGCAACGGAGGCAGACCACGACAGGCCGCGCGGCCCCGCUUGGUUCGUCCAGGCGAAGAGCAAGGCAGCCGCAGCUGCAGCGGCGGCAGCAGAAGCAAGCUCACAGGUGCAAGCAGGCACUGGCGACACAGAGCAGACCGCGACAGCAGAAGGGGAGUGCCAGGCCGAGUCAGCCCAGCACCAGGGGAGCAACGAAGCCAACGGAGAGCGUGCUGUGCGCGAAUGCGAUCAGGCUGACGGCAGUGCUGGCGACACGGACGAGCAAGCGAGCAACCGAUCCCCCACAACAAGUCAGCCUGAUGAUGCCGCGGCGACAACGGUGGCACAGCAGCGUCCACGCGCGCGCUCUGCACCAGCAUCGCCAUCAGAUAUCGACGGCGAGCAGAGGAGAUCGCGUGCUUGCAUGCAAGUGGCACGGAAGAGUCCAAGGCGUGCCUCGCUUUCGCCGUCAACCGAAGCUUCGCUCUCCUGCUCUCAGAUUGGUAGCGACGGCAGACAGGCAAUGUCUUCCGCAGCAACAGUGGCAGCACGGGGUCAAGGUGUGCGGCGAGUCUCAUCGACAGUUGGUAACGGCACCACAUCAACAUCAUACACACGCGUGUGUUCCACGUCAGCACGCCGAGGCAUCCACCUGAAGGGGCGUCGUGCCCGCCACAACCAUAUUCUCGUCCCGUCCAUGCUGGUGAUGGAGAAGGCGGAUGAGCUGAUGUCAGCCAUCGCGGGCUCAAGCCCUUCGUCUUGCACGCGAGCGCGGCCAGCACAGCAGCAUGACAAGAAGCACCGCAUGCACCAGCGCCCGCUGUCAACGUUUGUGUUGGACAAGGGCGGCCCAGUGUACGACACAUACACGGGUGCUUGCGCGAGUAGCCAGGCAAGCAGCAGCAGCAGCACUGAGCAGAAACCGCGCCAGCACACAGAGACGGUCGCAGACAAGAAGCAAGAAGCAGGCCAUAAGCAAGAGCACGCACACGCGGCAGCAGCACGCCCCCAUCCGCUGCGUCAAAUGCAAACUGCCCCAACCACUACCAAGAUGUCUGCAGCAGCAACAGCCACAAUGGCAGCAACUUCAGCGACGGUUGGAGCGAGUGAGUGGGAAAUGCACGCACCAAAGAGCACACCACCCUCUUCGAGUGGCAGCGAAGGCGGUUCAGUUGAAGGAACAGACAACAGCGAUGAUGUCAGGCUGAGGAGCCAUCAUCAGCUGCGCGGUGACAGAGGACGGGAUGAGCCCAUCUAUGUCAGCAUGCGCACCCGCCCGGAGAAAAGCGCCGCCAAAGAAAACGAUGCACAGAGUCGGGCGCCAUCACUGCGGACGGUGUGGCUGAGAGCCGUCUCCUUUCCGAAGGACGACCUUGAUCUCAGUGAAUAUCUUGCUGCUGUUGAUAAUGGACAACACCUUCAACAACAACGCGCAACCCACCGGGAUGAGCCACACGCAAUGGUACGAAAUGGCCAACACCACCACCAACAGCAGCAGCAGCAGCGACACUACCAGCAGCAGCAACAGCAACAACAACAGCAACAGCAACAACAGCAACAGCAGCAGCAACAACAACAAUCACGGCAGCAACAACAACAAUCACGGCAGCAGAGCGCCAAGUCUGCGCAGGCACGUCGUCCUCCACCCCAUGUGCAGGACAAAACAAGGAGCGAAAUCCGCAUGCAGCUGCGCCCGCGGUUCCACACGCUUCGUGGCCGAGCUCACAUGCGCGUGAAGCGGUGUGCAAACCUGCCACCGAUCCCUGAGGAGACAGAGGACGACAUGGCGCGUGCUAUGGCCAUGAAUCCGCCCAUGCACUUCACCCAGCGCGGUGAUGGAAUGCAGAGUCCAAAGCACCGCCAGCUGUCACAGCAGCCGACCCGCCGCCACCCCAUGCAUCGCGUGGCAGCCCCUCGCCCAUCGUCGUCCCUCAAGUAUCAACAGGAGCCGCCAAAGUUCCAUGCACGGAAGGUGCCUGCAGACGCAAUUGCAUCGAGGACAGGAGCAACGGCAUCGCGUGGCUCAGCACCCCGCUCUCGUUCGCUGUACGUGCGGCCCGAGCAGCGUAUUGCCACGCGUGAAGCCGUGAAGAUGAACGAGGCAGCAAAGGCUGGCACUUCUUCCAGCUCACGGCAGCCGCAGGUGCUAACAUCGUACUUGCAGUCCCAGCAGAAGACAGGAAAUGCGCGUGUGGGGCAAGUGAAAGAAAUGAAACUGCGUUCAGCGUCGUCAGCACAACAACAGCAGCAGCAGCAGCAGCAACGCGCGCUCAAUCAACGCCAACUGCAUUAUCGGAGGCAGCAGACAACGGCACCAACGAUCCGCGGCCCGUCCACUUCGACAACGGCGCAAGGGUCACAGCCGCGGUGGCAACAGCUGCAGGCGUUACAGACUCGCGCGAGGGGCACAAACCGCGAGAAAGUUGUCGUGUUGAAGACUGUGGACGAGCAGACUGCGAUGCAGACGGGCACCCGCCCGCGCACGUCGUCAACAACGACAACAGCUCACGGAAGGAUGGUCGCCAAGCAAGCCACCAAGAACAGCGGCGACGGAAAGCGGGUGCGGCAUGCACUUGGGGACGCAUCGAACAAGCUGCCUGCAGGCAAGGGCACCACUGCCCCGACGAAGGCGUUUGCAGGACAGCAGCUGGGUGGGCUGAGACAGCAGCGGCGGACGGCUACUUGAGGUUUGCGUGUGCAUGCACAUGAGGGAGAAAGUGUUGAGGAAAGGACAGGGGGAGGAGAGAGAGCGCAGUGAUAUCAACAGGAAACACGCUCGUGUCUGUGUGGUGGGAUUGUACAGAAAUGAGGAGGGUGAGCGGCAGGGUGAAUGAGGCACCUGUCGUCGUUUAGAGUCGGGGGCGACGGUGUUUAUGGAGCGAUGGUGGUGAGGUGGGGGGGGGUGAGGGGUGUGUGUGUGUGUGUGUGUGUGUGUGUGG